Molecule: messenger RNA, 1401 nt
Organism: Pedinophyceae sp. YPF-701
Lineage: Eukaryota; Viridiplantae; Chlorophyta; Pedinophyceae
Source: the annotation of a GenBank genome assembly
AUGAGCGCGGCGAAAAUCACGCUGAUCCGGAAGUCGGACCUGGACCGCAUGGAGUCCCGCCUGCGCGAGCAGCCGUCGAGGGACGCGCACGAGCGAGCACGACUCAAGCAGCUCUCCGACGACAAGGUCGCCAAGUGGCCGAACACGAUCCAGGCGGAGCGCGCCAGGAAGGAGAGGGAGCGCGAGGAGCGCGCUGCGCGAGAGGAGAAGCGCAAGCAGGAGAUUGACCGCGCGCAGGCCGUGAUGGUGGAGGAGGACCGCCGGAAGCAGAUUACCAGGGCCAAGGGCCUGCUCUUCGACCAGCAAGACAAGGUCAAGGCACUGCACUCGAAAGUGCUCCUCUCCGACGUGCUCGCCGAGCGGGAGCUCCAGAUCCAGCACUCGAGGAAGAUCAAGGAACUAGAUAAGGAGGACGAGCAGAAGUACGUCGCGAUGCAGCGCGAGGCCAUCGAGAUGGCGGAGGAGGCGGAGCUCGCCAAGCUGGAGGCACACAAGGGGCGGCUCAUGCAGCAGCGGGAGGCGCAGCUGCAGCAGCUGGAGGCGCUGAAGCAGAAGAUCGUCCGCGAGAAGGAGGACAAGCUCGCGGAGGGCCAGAUGGUGCGCCAGAAGGCCGAGCAGGAGGCCGCGGAGAUGCGCGAGAUGGAGAAACGCCGACAGGAGCGCGCCGAGCAAGCGGCGUACGAGACGAUGCUGGCGAACCAGGCCCUCGAGGCGUUCAAGGCGCGCGAGGCCGUGCGGGAGCAGGAGCGCGAGCGGGCGAUUCUGGAGUACAGGAAGCAGAAGGAGGAGUGGGAGGAGUCGCUACGGCAGCAGGCCGAGGAGAAGCGCACGCGGCGGCUGCGGGACGCCGAGAAGCUCGCCGAGAAGAUGGAGACGGUCUUCAAGGCCGCGCAGGCGCAGAGCCACCGCAAGCUGCUCGCGGACGUCAAGCGGAUGGACGAGGCCCGCGAGGAGGACGAGCGUCAGCGCCGCGAGCGUCAGCAGAAGAUCCAAGCCGAGAUCGAGGCCGCGAACGCGCAGCAGCUCGCCGACAAGAAGGCCAGGGCCGAGGUGGCGAAGCAGCGCGACGUCGAGGAGCGCGAGCGUCUGCAGAAGCGCGCCGAGGACGAGAAGCGCGAGGCGCAGGAGGCGGUGGAGCGCGUCGCAGCGCGCAACCGGCGGCACCAGGCGCUCUUGGUGCGGCAGAUGGAGCAGAAGCAGCGCAGGAGGGAGGCGGCGAGGAUGCAGGCGGAGGUGGACAAUAUGCUGCAGACGACGGGCGCGGACGAGGAGCAGUUCGAGCAGUACGCGCAGGAGGUGUUGGGGGAGUUGGAGAGCGCGGGGCGGAACACGCUGCCGGUGCGGACGCUCCUGAACGCGCGGCAGGGCGUGGAGCACUGGGGCACGACGAAGCGGGCGUGA